GGAGACAGAAAAGGAGUGGUGGGAGUGACUCCGGGCGUUAGCGAGAGAGCGAGAGAGGCGGGCAGAGGGAAAGGAGAGAUAGAGACUCGACCAAGAGAAGGAGCGGUGGGAAUUUAUAAGGAUGUUCGCGAUAAUGCCGAUGGAGACAGAGGGGCACGGCAGGGAGUUCGGCCGGCGGCAGAAGAUGCGCGCCAAGUGCACGGUAGAGUUCGUCUGCAAGUACUGCCAGCGGCGCUUCACGAAGCCCUACAACCUCAUGAUCCACGAGCGCAGCCAUAAGGACGACGUGACCUUCACCUGCGAGGUCUGCGGAAAGUCCUUCAAGCGGCAGGACAAUCUCAAGCAGCACAGGAGCAUACACUCUGUUCCCUACAAGGGCUCCAACGGCUACUCAAAUGGCUAUUCGAAUGGCUACUCUAGGUAUUAGAAGCCAUCCGGCCAACUACUAUCCUAAACUCCCGUAGACACGCGUUUCUCUAUCUCUAUCGAAUGCUCUAGCUACCGACCUGUUCUUCCCGACGUCCCUCCUCUAUUAGAGCGAUCCUCCGCGUCGGUCCAACGACGUGCAUCAAACUUGCAAGAGAUGUUGCGUUUGCGUACGGCAAGGGAAUCGCGAUACUUGGUCGAUUUUUGUCACCACCCUCGCCUAUCACCCUCGCAUCUAGUUCGUCCGUCCUGCUUCUUUGAGUUUUUUUUCGCUUCUGUUCACCCUCCUGUAUUCCGAGCCUACACCCAGACGUCAGCCACAUCAGAGGAGUCUUCGACCCGACCCGACACGAAGCACCAUUGCAGAGCCGGGAACGAUGGCAGCGGUCUGGGAUACAGCGGCGCGGCAGACGAAUAUAAUUUCAUUCAACUAUUUUUAUAACUCGGCCGAUUCGAAUGGGUAACGAUAAGUCUUGUUAAGUACCGAGCGAUUGACGGUGUCCGAAGCGUUUACGAAAUUUCCCGCUCGAGAUACAAUUCGAUAGAUGCUUUCAUGCGUGAUUCGAGAAUUCCCGCACCUCUAAUAAAAUACACCAACCGGCGUAGAUUACACGAAUAUGACGAAGGAAUUGGUAGACGCGACAACGGAAUAAUUUAUUUGUCACGUUAGAAGAAAAAAAGCUCUUUCCAUCGACGCGUUUUAAAUAUAAUCGCUAGCUCCGAUUAAAGGCAUUCUAAUCCAGCUCGAUAAGUAUCUUUCCACGAGCGUUUCACGGUAGAUGAGACAACGCCAAUAUUACGACCAGCGGACAAGCGACGUAGCUUCAAGAGUAAGAAGAGAAGAAUAUGAUGUUUGCAUCGGAGAUCUUUCGCGCAAUUAUGAAGGGACGAACCGGAGGUUUAUCCAGAGAUCAAAACGGACCGUCCACAUUCUUCCGCGUUUUCACAACGGAAGAUAUCACGCAGCUCCGCGCAGGCUCCUCGGGCUAACGUCCUAAAUUGGACUACGUAAUAACCCACUAGCUCUAUAAGAGCGCCUGGUCGGAGGAUACGCUGAGCUCGCUUCUUCGCGUGCUACCGUGGACCACGCCCAGGCCCGGAGCGACGUCUUCCUGACCUACCACCUGGCAAUCAGGCCGCGGAGCUACUCGGCUUCCCCUUCAGAAAAUCCAUAUAAUUUCGCGACGGCGAUACGACGAGUCGCAUCGCCGGGAUCGUCGAGGCGAAAUCGUAUCUCGCGAGCGUGCGCGAUUGUUGCACGCGAAGACACGACCGGACAGCCUUGGAGCCACGUGGUACAAGGUGGGUCCGCGGUGGUAUCGCUAACGCAAAUACCAGUCAGCUGAGAUCGGUUUCCAGCGGGUGAACCCUUGGCGACGUGUCUCUUCGAUUCCGGCCGAGACGCCACCCAUUGAGGUGGAACGAGGAUCAACCGUUAUUAUUUCCGAGCGUCGAUCGUAUCUUUCUUUCUCUCCCCUUUUUUUUCGGUAUAUCGUUUAGUUUCUCUUUUCCUUUAUUCAUACCCGUGCGGAUCGCGCGACGGGCAUAAGGUGCUCGGAGCGUGGACGGAGGGAGGAGAUUGCACGCGAUGGAGCAAUCGGCACCGCAAUGCUCCAAGUAGGCAGACGUAAAGCGGCGUAAAGAGCGACGCCGAUUCCCGCUUGCUUCUCGAGCGCGAUGCUAAAAUACGAGAAUCGAGUGGGAAAGCGCGUGCGGCGAGCAUAAAUAUGACCGUUCGAAAUCAUUCAGCUCGGACGCAAACUGCGGGAACCUUCGGUUCUCGCGGAGGAGCCGGUAGGAAUAUACGUGUGCGCACGACCGGGGAGACUUUCCAAGACGUAUAGUCGGUUGAUAACGAUUUUAUCGAUCGCGUCCCGAUUACGCGUUAACGUUUUAAAUUUCAAGUGCACACCCUCAGAAGGGAUUUCUGUCAUUGAGACAAAAAUAUGACGCAUUUAUAUUUCUCGCGGCCUCGUUUGGUAUAAAAAUAAGACAAAUGAAGUUUUCUUCUAGAU
This is a messenger RNA of Vollenhovia emeryi, 2441 nucleotides long. RefSeq names its product protein drumstick (gene drm). Gene Ontology annotation, molecular function: RNA polymerase II transcription regulatory region sequence-specific DNA binding; DNA-binding transcription factor activity, RNA polymerase II-specific. Bases 122 to 427 code for a protein of 101 amino acids. Gene Ontology annotation, cellular component: nucleus. Gene Ontology annotation, biological process: embryonic pattern specification; embryonic hindgut morphogenesis; regulation of transcription by RNA polymerase II. The transcript is spliced from 2 exons. Lineage: Eukaryota; Metazoa; Arthropoda; Insecta; Hymenoptera; Formicidae. The record is from RefSeq and is a predicted model, not a curated record.